GAUAUGCGUCCCGGCUGCGAAGAUGACACAUGCCGCUCACGCGCCGCGGGUUCAAGAUAACGACGUUUCCACUGUGGACUCACCAUCCCGCGCGUGCACUCCGGUCAAGUUGGACUCCGACAUUUAUCACUUGAGUGUACAAAAUGCGAUACAACCACCUGUUCUCAGUGGGGACGGCUGUUUUCUGGGCGCUACUCCUGAGUCAGUCAGUUCUCUGCCAUGACAAGACCCACUCGCACGCAGAGGACGAGCUCUUCAAGACGCUGUUCGCCGGGUACAACAAGUGGUCCAGACCUGUGCCAAACAUCUCCGACGUGGUUAUCGUCAAGUUCGGACUCUCCAUCGCUCAGCUCAUCGACGUGGACGAGAAGAACCAAAUGAUGACAACCAACGUGUGGCUGAAACAGGAGUGGAACGACUACAAGCUUCGCUGGAGACCGUCAGACUACGACAACGUGACGUCCAUAAGAGUGCCGUCGGAGCUCAUAUGGGUUCCAGACAUCGUCCUCUAUAACAACGCCGAUGGUGAAUUCGCCGUGACACACAUGACCAAAGCUCACCUGUUCUACACGGGGAAAGUCCGCUGGGUCCCGCCCGCCAUCUACAAGAGCUCCUGCAGCAUCGACGUCACCUUCUUCCCCUUCGACCAGCAGAACUGCAAGAUGAAGUUCGGCUCCUGGACCUACGACAAGGCCAAGAUCGACCUGGAGCAGAUCGAGAACACCGUGGACCUCAACAACUACUGGGAGAGCGGCGAGUGGGCCAUCAUCAACGCCGUGGGGACGUACAACACCAAGAAGUACGACUGCUGCCACGAGAUCUACCCGGACAUCACCUACUUCUUCAUCAUCCGGAGGCUCCCUUUGUUCUACACCAUCAACCUCAUCAUCCCCUGCCUGCUGAUCUCCUGCCUGACCGUUCUGGUGUUUUACCUGCCGUCGGACUGCGGCGAGAAGAUCACCCUGUGCAUCUCCGUGCUGCUGUCGCUCACCGUCUUCCUGCUGCUCAUCACGGAGAUCAUCCCCUCCACGUCCCUGGUCAUCCCGCUCAUCGGGGAGUACCUCCUCUUCACCAUGAUUUUCGUCACGCUGUCCAUCGUCAUCACGGUCUUCGUGCUCAACGUGCACCACCGCUCCCCCAGCACCCACAAGAUGCCCCGCUGGGUCCACUCCGUCUUCCUGGACCUGAUCCCGCGCUGGCUGUUCAUGCGGCGGCCGGCGCCGGACGGCCGGCGCCGCAGGCUGCUGAUGCUCCAGCAGGAGGCGGCGGCGGAGCGGCGGCAGCUCAGGAUAGCCGGGUACAAGUCCGGCAACCUCCUCAGCACCUCGGCCACCUGGCUGAGAGACGGGACCACGCUGGAGGACUCGGACAGGAGCUGCUACGAGGACCUGGAGCUGGGCACGCUCACCUCGUAUUUCUCCUUCCGCCCGCCGUCCCCCAGGCCGCCGGGGUCGACGCCCCCAACGCAGCAGAAGACCCCGCAGAAGAGCCAAAGCCGGCAGGAGACCCCCACCGGGACCAGCAGACAGCUGACGGGGGCCAGAGUGAACUCCACUCAGCGACCUGCGAAAGUUGACAACAGGGAUUCGCCGUUCCUGCUCUCGCCAAGUGUCAUACGUGCGCUAGAAGGCGUGCACUACAUCGCAGACCACCUGAGGGCCGAGGACGCCGACUUCAGUGUGAAGGAGGACUGGAAGUACGUCGCCAUGGUGAUUGACCGCAUCUUCCUGUGGAUGUUUAUCAUCGUGUGCCUGCUCGGGACGAUCGGCCUUUUCCUGCCGCCGUGGCUCGCCGGCAUGAUCUAAGGCCUGAACAUUAUAAAAAACAUGGUAUCACAGCCACUUCCACUUGAGUGAUAUUUGACAUUUAAACUGUAGCUGAACUCCACCUCAGAAGC
This is a messenger RNA of Salarias fasciatus (jewelled blenny), 1897 nucleotides long. It is a transcript of the gene chrna2b, whose product is annotated as cholinergic receptor, nicotinic, alpha 2b (neuronal). The record is from RefSeq and is a predicted model, not a curated record. The coding region runs from base 144 to 1805 and encodes 553 amino acids. NCBI's taxonomy places the organism in Eukaryota, Metazoa, Chordata, Actinopteri, Blenniiformes, Blenniidae. Gene Ontology annotation, biological process: monoatomic ion transmembrane transport. Gene Ontology annotation, cellular component: postsynaptic membrane. Gene Ontology annotation, molecular function: acetylcholine-gated monoatomic cation-selective channel activity; transmembrane signaling receptor activity. The transcript has 6 exons.